Molecule: messenger RNA, 768 nt
Organism: Brassica rapa (field mustard)
Lineage: Eukaryota; Viridiplantae; Streptophyta; Magnoliopsida; Brassicales; Brassicaceae
Biological process (GO): positive regulation of transcription by RNA polymerase II; double-strand break repair via homologous recombination
Cellular component (GO): BRCA1-BARD1 complex; BRCA1-A complex
Molecular function (GO): ubiquitin-protein transferase activity
Source: RefSeq, a predicted model, not a curated record
CUUCUCUCAACCAAGGGAACAAGGAAUCCUCGAGUUCCAUUGCAGAUAAAGCGAUUAUCUGACCCAAGAAAACAGUUCUAUGCUGUUCAGGACUUACCUUUGAAAAGAAGUUUCUGGAGUUACAAUCUCGAGAAAAUGGGAGCCAAGAGUUACGCAUGUAAUUGCAUCAACCAACGAAAAUGGAGCCUGCAAAAGGACACUCAAAUUCAUGAUGGGGAUCCUGGAGGGGAAAUGGAUUCUGAGCAUUGAUUGGAUCAAGGCCUGUAUGAAAGACAGAGAAUAUGUAAGCGAGGAGCUAUAUGAGAUUUCCAUUGAUGUACAUGGAACACGACAAGGACCUUUUACUGGAAGACAAAGAGCUUUGAACAAGGAACCAAAACUUUUUAGUGGGCUGAAGUUUUACAAUCGAGAGCCUGGAUUGAUCUCUCUGUUCCAAGAAGUUUCAAAACAAGGUUUGGUCUGUUCCAAAUACUGCAUCAGAAGCAAGCUACAGCCGAGAAACCAAGUUCAUAAGACCAUAUUAUUAGAAAGUAAUCAUAUUCUAUGUAACAGUAUUGGAAAAAGAGUAACUUACUUUGAUCAUUCCUGCAGCACCUCCCUCGCUGUGAUUUGAAAAAGAUAAAAGGGUUCGUGAUUGAUUUGAAAUUGGAGAUAAAGACGAAAUUGGAUUAAUAUUUAUCCCAAAAUGAAACUCUCUUCGUUUUUUUUCUUUACUGUAAUAAAUUACUCACAUUGAUUUUUUCCCAUAUAAGCCAUAACAUCUUCAUA